Messenger RNA from Vigna angularis (adzuki bean), 2405 nucleotides. RefSeq names its product dehydrodolichyl diphosphate synthase CPT3. The record is from RefSeq and is a predicted model, not a curated record. The coding region runs from base 1016 to 2095 and encodes 359 amino acids. Gene Ontology annotation, biological process: polyprenol biosynthetic process. Lineage: Eukaryota; Viridiplantae; Streptophyta; Magnoliopsida; Fabales; Fabaceae. Gene Ontology annotation, cellular component: endoplasmic reticulum. The transcript has 3 exons.
GUUUAACAGGGUUUCACUAUAUAUUUAUCAGUCUCAGGGGUGAUUGGUUAUCAACCCAUCAGUGUUGAAAGGACAGUCAUUUUUAGUUUUUCAUUUUAAUGACCAGGAUUGCCUUCUCGCAAACCUAAAACAUGUCAGUUUGUUAAUGUAGUUGUAGCAUGCUCUUUUUAUUGUCUGUGUCCUGUAACAUGUUGAAUUUGUUUUUCAUACGCACCACCCUGGUUUACCACUUCUGGACAUAUGUUCACAUUUUUUGUUGGCUAACUAAGUAUUUCCACCUUAUCCAAUCUAAUUAAUUAAGUAAAGCUCUUACUCUGAUAUUCUCAACAUAACUUAGUCUAGCAGCAAAUACCUAUUUCAUAUGGGUUAGAAAGAUAACAUUGGAAAUUCUUGCUUCUGAUUAAAUCUUUUUGUAUAUUUUGUCGCUUCCCUGCAUCUAUCUUGGCAAUCACAUUUUCUUUCAAGAUCAAAGCUGAUGGAUGUAGCUGAAAGGAGUAAUCAUAUUCAUUUUGUUGUUUUUAUACUAAAUUUUCAACCCAUCUCUUGAAAUACAAUGAAAACCAUUAUACUUGCAUAUGUAUGAAUGAGGAGCAAUAGGAGCAAACACUAGGAGGGUUAUGAAGACUAUGUGUGAUCAUUGUGUUGCAUCUGAAUUUUUUUUUUUUUUGUAUUUUAGACAAUUUAUUUACGUAUUAUCUGUUAAAUUCAUAAUAGAUCUGUAUUCAUAGCUAGUAUAUAUUUUAGGCCUUUCAUUUAGGAAGUGAGAAAGUCCCAACUCCUCUGACUUAUUGGUUGAACUGUGACUUGGAAUUAAACAAGUUAUGAACAUUUUGCCCAUUCUGGUUUUUUGUGCACUUUGUGCUUUUGAACUGACCAUAUUUGUGAUAUUUUCUUUCAGAAUUAGGGACGUUCAAGAAACCAACGAAGCACAUUUAGUUGAUGAAAUCAUAGGGUUUCAAGAAGGCUGUUAUCAGAUUUAUCUUGGACUAUUCAAGUUUCAAAACUGAACAGUUCAAUGCGGAAAACUACUGGAAAUAUUGUAGGCCAAUUCUUCGGUGGUUUAAAUUGUUAUCUAAGAAGAUGUAUGUUUGCCAUUUUAUCUGUGGGUCCUGUACCAAGUCAUAUUGCUUUCAUCAUGGAUGGGAAUCGAAGGUAUGCAAAGAAGAAAAACAUGGAAGAAGGUGAUGGCCACAAGGCUGGAUUUAAUGCUCUCACGUCCCUCCUUAGAUACUGCUAUGAAUUAGGAGUGAAGUAUGUAACUGUCUAUGCAUUCAGCAUUGAUAACUUUAAAAGGAAGUCUACAGAAGUUCAAUCCUUGAUGGAACUGAUGCGGAUAAAGAUAGAGGAGUUGCUUGAACAAGAAAGUCUCAUUAAUGAGUAUGGUGUUAGAUUACAUUUCAUUGGAGACAUGAAACUACUGACAGAGCCUGUCAGGGCUACUGUGGAAAAGGCAACGAGAGUUACUGCCCACAACAACCAGAGAGUUCUUUUGAUUUGUGUAGCGUAUACUUCUCGUCACGAGAUUGUGCAUGCUGUUCAAGAAUGUUGCAAGGAAAAAUUGAAUGAAGUUCAAGCGUUAAAAGAAGAGAAAGUUGCAAAUGGUGCGUUUUCAAGAAUUGAUCAGGGCCUGAAAGGAAAUGAUUUUGAUUUGCUUUCUCAAGAUUCAUGUAAAGAAUAUCGAAAUGCAAUCAAAUCUUGUAGUACCGAAGUAGAAAGUGUUGCAAGGAAUGAUGGUUUAUUUGAGAAUAAUAUCGAGAAUCAUAUCGGUAACGACACUGAAGCUGAAACGACAUUAUACAAUGGGCUGGUUGAAUUGACUGAAGAGAGAAAGGAUAUACAGGAUGAGGUUCCUGUUAUAAAACUGGCGGAUAUUGAGAAGAACAUGUACAUGGCAGUUGCACCUGACCCAGACAUCUUGAUCCGAUCUUCUGGAGAAGCUCGCCUCAGUAAUUUUCUACUUUGGCAGACUACUACAUGUCCUUUAUAUGCACCAACUGCGCUUUGGCCUGAAAUUGGUCUCAGACACUUGAUCUGGGCAGUAUUGAACUUUCAGAGGCACUACUUUUAUUUGGAAAAGAAAAAGAAACAAUCUUAAGUGUAUCCUUACCGGCCAAAAUCCAGAAUAUGUGGCAACAGUGCUUCUUGAAAUGCUGACAGGCAUGAGGGCACUUGACACAACCUCCAGAGAGAAGAAACUGGAAGAUUGGACUAAGCUUCGUCUCUCUUCUAAAGAAACAUAAUGGAUGGUAGGAUAGAGGGUCAGUAUUCGCGAAAGAAAGCAUUACAAUCACCACAACUUACUCUAAAAGGCCAUAGUACAUGACCCUAAACAAUGUCCUUCAAUUUAAUUUCACUAGAUUUUUAAUGUUAUCCUUUUUUGUUAAUAGAUUAAUUAACUUGUGUUA